CAGUUGGUACCAAACGCCAAAGCAGAAAGGUUGAGUGUUGUGGUAAUCUUUGGCGCGCGGAAUAACAAUUGUGGUAGUGUGUGGAUGUGUUGAGUGAAGUUGUAAGGCUUGUAUGUAGUGAGGCAAAACUGUUACCACCGAGGUAGUGUGUGGAUGUGUUGAGUGAAGUUGUAAGGCUUGUAUGUAGUGAGGCAAAACUGUUACCACCGAGAUUAGUUCUUGUCAGAUUGCAUGAAACUUGUGCGCGUUGCAUUUAAUGUUGAAGAUGCGAUUUGGUACGGUUUCGUACUCGCAUAAGAAAGUGAAUUUACUGUUUUGUUAGCAACUCCUGAAUGUAUAGUCCGUUUACUGUUCACAGAUUAAUACAGAAAACAGCUCACGAGUGGCUUAGAAGCUGAUGAAGUCUAAGUUGACUGAAUGACUAGUGUCUUCCUUCAAAAACUGAAAGUACAAAUAGCACAGUUUGUCUGAUGUCAUACAGGACAAUCUUUAUCAGAUACAUGUCAUUUUUCAUGUGAAGCUGAGUUAUGACAGCACAGAGUUCAAAGCAGAGGCCCAAAUUCUUGAAACCAGCUGAAAAUUGGUGGGAAGAGGACAAGUCUGAAAUUGAUCCAAAUAAUGCCACGACGUUUGUGUACAAUCCAUAUGUCUCAUUCUCAUUGGAACAGCAGCGUCAGCAGUUGCCUAUCUUCAGCAAUAGAAGCCAUAUAUUGUACCUGUUGGAAAAUUUCCAGACAUUAGUGCUUGUGGGUGAAACAGGCUGUGGCAAAAGUACUCAGGUUCCUCAGUAUCUGGUGGAGGCAGGAUGGGCAGCCGAUGGAAAAAUAGUGGGUGUGACAGAGCCAAGGCGUGUGGCUGCUACGACUUUAGCAAUGAGAGUUGCAGAUGAAAAAAACUGCAUGGUUGGUCAACUUGUUGGCUACAGCAUUCGCUUUGAUGAUCAUUUUGAUCCUGAACACACUAAAAUAAAAUACAUGACAGAAGGCAUCUUGCUCCGGGAAAUGAUGGCUGAUCCUCUCCUGAGAAAUUAUUGUGUUAUAAUGCUGGAUGAAGUUCAUGAGAGAACACUCUUCACUGAUAUUGUCAUGGGACUACUUAAAAAGAUUUUGAGAAAAAGGAAGAAUCUUAAGCUGAUUGUCACUUCAGCUACAGUUGAUGCUGAACAUCUUAAGAACUUUUUUAGUCAUUCACCCAGUAAUAAGGAUACUGCAGUUAUUAUGAGUGUUCAUGGAAGGUUGUAUCCAGUCAGUGUCUAUUAUCUAAAAGAACCAGUAGCCGACUAUGUUCAAGGAGUUGUCGAUACAGUUAUAAAAAUCCAUGAAAAUGAACCAUUAGGAGACAUAUUGGCCUUCCUCACAGGCCAGGAAGAGGUGGAGAGAGCUGUGUCAGUUUUGAAAGAGCGUGCAGCUCAUCUUAAAUCUGACAAAGGUAAACUUCUUAUCCUGCCAAUGUAUGGCUCCCUACCCAAUGGAGAGCAAUUAAAAGUGUUUCGAUUUACUCCUCGAGGUAUGAGGAAGGUUGUAAUAUCAACUAAUAUAGCUGAGACAUCUGUAACAAUUCCAGGAAUUGUGUAUGUUGUGGACUGUGGUUUUGUGAAGUUGCGCUGGUUUAAUCCAGAGAACCAUGCAGACUCAUUGGUUGUCGUGCCAGUGUCACAGGCAUCAGCUGAGCAGCGGGCAGGCAGAGCAGGUCGAGUACGUGUAGGAAAAGUGUACAGGCUGUACACAGAAGAGGCCUUCAAAGAUCUUGUAGAAGCCACUCCACCUGAAAUGCAACGAACAGAUUUAUCUAUGGCAAUUCUGCAGUUGAAAGCUCUUGGAAUUGACAAUGUGCUACGAUUCAACUUUCCUUCCCCUCCACCAGCCAAGAAUCUUCUUUCUGGUCUUGAAUUGUUGUAUGCUCUUGGAGCAUUAGACAGAGAUGGGCAGCUGACAAAACCACUUGGUGUAACAAUGGCAGAGUUUCCAAUUGAACCUCUCUUUUCAAAAUGUUUAAUUAUUUCUGGUGAAUUUGGCUGCUCAGAGGAAAUGCUGUCAAUAAUUGCAAUGCUGCAGGUUCAAAAUGUUUUUACCAAGCCUAGCAUUGGCCAGCUUGCAAUUAAGGCUCGCAUUGCAAAGAGAAAAUUUGAAGUUUCAGAAGGUGAUCUUUUGACAUACCUAAAUGUUUACAAUUCCUUCAUAAAGCAUGAGAUGUCUCGAGAAUGGUGCCAUACAAACUUUCUCAACUAUAAAGGGCUGCGUAGAGCAUCUGAAAUUAGACAGCAAAUGAGCAAACUUCUACACCACUUCAGUAUUCCUAUUACAUCUUGUGAAGGUAACACAGAAGUGAUUUGUCGUUGCAUUACGGCAGGCCUCUUCCCAAAUGCUGUCUAUCUUCACUACUCUGGUGUUUAUAAGACUGUACGAGGGGACCAAGUCUUAAACAUACAUCCAACAUCUGUUAUAUAUACACUGGAGCAGCCUCAAUGGUUAUUAUACUGUGAAAUUCUUUACACGAAUGAAGCAUACAUGAGGGAUCUGACUGUUAUUGAGCCUUCAUGGCUCGAAGAACUAGCUCCUCACUUCUACCAGAAAACAGUUGAUAAAGAUUACUAAUCAUUUUAAUUGCAAUCUGACUAAGUACUUAAUUUUGUAAGACUUCAAAGGCUCUGUGUUUGCAGUACAUGUGAUUAGAUCUUGUAAUGAAAGAUCUGUCUCUUUCUGCAGUAGUGGCAGGUAUAAAAUGAAAUUUUAUGUUACAUUAAAGCUGUCACCUAGACCAUACUUGAACUGGGGAGUCCACCUAGUCUGCAGAAAUUAGAGGAGAAGUUAUUGGAAGCAUGUAAAAAUAAGAGAUUAAUAAAAACAGAAUGACUUUUAGAGUGUGUUCCUCAAGCUCCUGUGGACAGUUCAGGUAGCUACCAAUGAAAAGCAGAAACCUGCAUUUGCUUGUGGUCUGGCACACAAUGUAAUCUAUUACUAAGGAAGGAACCUUGUGUAAAAACAAGUUUUCAUUGUUCACGUCAUUAAAUUUUGUAUGUCAGUAAAUUGCUGUAAUGUGUGUGUUGGAGCAGUAGACAUAUCAUAUUCCAUUAUGUAAAUUGCAUUUAAAUUUGUAUGUGUGAGGUAUCAGAGUGAUUUACAACAAUAAUAUUUCAGACAAAAAUUAUAAAUGUAAGAAAGUUCCAGGCACAAGAAGACUGAAAUUAAAACAAUGGGUAUUUUAUUAUGAUUUGAACUGUAAAUUUAUUGUAACUACACAUUUUGCUACAACUUCAGAAAUUACAGGUUUGUUUGAAACGCUGUGUCUGAUGCAGGAGAUAAAGACAACCUACGAGGGUGCUUUGAAAAGUUCUCGGAAUGGAGUAGAAAAGAAGUACUUACAUCACUGAAACCUUUUUUUAUUUUUCAAUGUAGUCUCCUUGUAGAUUAAUGCACUGGUCCAAUGAAAUUCCAGUGCCUUGAUCCCAUCUCGAAAAUGAGUUUCCUCCAGGCCUGCAAAAUAGUUGUCAAUUCCUGCCAACAAUUCUUCGUUUGAAGUGACUCUUUGCCCACCAAGAAAAAUUUUCAGUUUUGGGAAGAGAUGGAAAUCUGACAGAGCCAUAUAAGGUGAAUAAGGUGGGUGUGGCAACAAUUCAUACCAUAGUUCGUGUAAUUUUGCCAGGGCGAUGACGUGUGUGGGUGUGCAUUGUCUUGAUGGAAGAUGACUUUCUUCCCUGCUAAAUGUGGCCUUUCUUCGCAUAUAUUUUGUUGCAAUUUGACCAGGAGGUUAGCAUAGUAUUCUCCAGUAAUUGUUUCCCCAGUGGGGAUAUAAUCUACAAACAGAAUCCCCUUCACAUCCCAGAACAUUGAUACCAUAACCUUUCCUACCAAAGGCAUUGUCUUGGCUUUCUUUGGUGGUGGAGAAUCAGUAUGUUUCUACUACUUUGAGUGUUGUUUUGCCUCUGGGGUAUAGUAGUGCACCCAAGUUUCAUCUGUGGUCACAAACCGGCACAAAAAAUCUUGUUCGUUUUUCUAAAACGGGCCAAACAUUGUUCUGAUACAUCCAUUCUCAUGCGUUUUUGAUCCAGCUCAAGAGUUGUGGCACCUAUCUUGCAGAUAAUUUUUUCAUUUCUAAUUCUUCAGUUAAAAUGUGAUACACUUUUUAGACGGCAUCUGGCAAGCAUGAGAAAUUUCAGGCACUUUUAAUUGGUGAUCCUCCAUGACCAUUUUGUGCACUUUUGCAAUGAUUUCUGGAGUAGUGACAUGUCUUGGCCGACCACUGUGCAGAUCAUCAUCUAAGCUCUCUCUACCAAAUUUAAAUUCAUUUUUCCACUUGGCAAGAGUUGAAUAUGACGGAACAGAGUCCCCUAGUGUAUUAUGGAAAUCGGCAUGAAUGUCCUUUGCUUUCAUACCUUUGCUUACGAAGAACUUCACCACUGCUCGAAUCUCAAUUUUUUCCAUCUUCGCAAAUCAAUAUGCAGGAAUAACAGCAAAGCCACAUCACCACCACAGCUCUCUUGCAAGAGACAGCAAUCCAAUGAAUAUCAACUGAACAACUCGUUGCGCUAGCACUGACCUAUGAUAAUGAGACUGAGAACUUUUCAAACUGUCCUUGUACCUUUACAAGUUCAAAAUGAAAGUAUGGAAUUCUUUAAUGGUGAAUUCUUGACAUUCACUUAUAGCAAACGUUAUACCUCAUGCAAUAUUCUUUCACGUUUUCAUAGAUAAAAAACUGUAAAGUUGUGCUAAACCCGAUUGAUAGGUCGAGCAGCACAAUUCUUUAUGAGACAAAGUUCCACUGUAGGUGGUAUCUCCUGCCUUCCUCUGACCUAGCCAGCUAUGAGGAAACUUACUGCAGAGCAUGGUGUUACCAGUUGUGUACAUUUAUUCCUCCAAGUGACUGCAUUAUCCAGCAAAUAAAUUUCUGUGACACCCUACUUACGCUCCCAGCUGCUAGAUGUCAGGUAUGAAUUCCUCUGAUUACCAUAGAAGAACAAAGCACAUGCUCUGCCAGUGGUAUGAACCUCAAUACUUUCAAGAUGUUUUACUUUGUUUUCGCUAGUUAAUAAUAUGUUUUGUGUCCUUACUUGGUGGCAAGGACACAGGAAGAAAUAGCAUUCCCAGUUAUGUCUGCAACAGUUUACUGCACAAGGUUAAUAACAACAUGAUGUAAGGUGCUCUUUCCAAUCUGGUCUUGACCUGGCAUGGAGAUGUGGCCAGCACAUGGCUGGCACAAGGUGAUGCGUGGGAGGGUGUGACAGAUGCCUGGUGAUUGACACUGGGGUGAGAGAGGUGCAACUGGCGCCCAGUGAGACUAACAGCAUCAGUAGCCCGAUAAGCCAGCAUCACUAGCCAUUGGUGAGGCAGCACUCAAUCGGCAUUCACCACCUGGGACACAGCAAGGCCAAUGAGUUGGCAAGGGUGAUGUUUUUCUGGGUGAUGGCAGUGUCUGCAGGCAUUGGAGGUAGCUGUGAGACAACAAUCUACCAGUGUGGUCACUUCGGAUGUGAUGAUGCUGACAGAUUGUGCUGGUGUAGAGCUGAGGAGGUGGCAAUGAAUCCGGCAGGCAUUGGAGACGAAUGGGGGCAGCGGUGGUCCCUGAGGAUACCAGUGGGCUGGCUAGAUGGACAGUGAGACUCUGACUGGUGGGUCACAAGCAACCAGUGAAAUUGCCAUAAGUAGGAGAACCAUCUGUCUACUUUUGGCCUUAGUACAGCGUAUAAAGGCAGGCUGCCUGAUAUGCAUGUAGUUGGUGGCACCACAGAUGGUGCGCGCAGAUAGGAGGCGUUUUCAGAAAGUAAGUUUACCAGAUUUUUAUAUUUUUUUUAGAAGAAAUGUAUUUGAAAAAGAUUACAGAAUAUUGUUAAUACACUUGUUGCCUGUUUUUCCACGUAAUCACCAUCUGGUUUGUAAUCUUAUCCUCCUACACAUCACUAUUAAAGUUCUCAUUCUUUGCACAAAUUUUGAAAACUUCGAGAGGAGUAAGAUUACAUAAGAAGAACUUUUUUACUUAUCUUGAUUAUCUCCUCAUUGUUGUUGGUGGUGGUGGCUCAAAAUCUUAUUAUGUCUCGGAGUACAUUCUUGCUGCUGAAAAUUCUGAUUUGACCUUACGGGUUCUUGUUGCACUAAAUAAAUGAUGAAGAUUUGCCUGUUGCUAUAAAUACCUUUUAUUUUAUCCCAUUAUUCUAUACCACACUGUCUUCACAAUCUCAAUUUUCGUCACACCACAAAUUACAUUAUUAGAGGCAAGAUUAUCAAAAUACGUGCGUUUCCAUCAGAUGCAUACCCGCCACUCAUUAAAUUCUGUGGUGCUCAAAUUAUUCAAAAGAGUUUACAAAGCAAAAGAGUUUGCAAACUUUCUCGACAAGAGAAGAAUCUUUACCAAAUUAUAUCAUUAUUUUAUAUAUAAAUCCAGAAAUAAAUUUGAUAAUUAGUGUUAGAUUGUGCAAUUAAUAAUAUGAAUUUAAAGUAUGCCAGAAAUUUCAUAAUUUCAAUUAUUUUUA
Messenger RNA from Schistocerca cancellata (South American locust), 6463 nucleotides. Its product is annotated as probable ATP-dependent RNA helicase DHX35. Gene Ontology annotation, molecular function: RNA binding. The record is from RefSeq and is a predicted model, not a curated record. The coding region runs from base 528 to 2594 and encodes 688 amino acids. Gene Ontology annotation, cellular component: intracellular anatomical structure; catalytic step 2 spliceosome. Lineage: Eukaryota; Metazoa; Arthropoda; Insecta; Orthoptera; Acrididae. The transcript is spliced from 14 exons.